This is a messenger RNA of Sciurus carolinensis (gray squirrel), 2403 nucleotides long. RefSeq names its product cytoglobin (gene Cygb). Gene Ontology annotation, molecular function: iron ion binding; heme binding; oxygen binding. Gene Ontology annotation, biological process: oxygen transport. The record is from RefSeq and is a predicted model, not a curated record. Bases 793 to 1257 code for a protein of 154 amino acids. The transcript has 3 exons. Lineage: Eukaryota; Metazoa; Chordata; Mammalia; Rodentia; Sciuridae.
GUGCUCAAGUUCCCCGAGGCGGCAGGUCGGUGGGGAGACGACCCCGUUCUACACCUGCCAGAGCCUAGGGGUCCCAAGCUCAGCGAGUGGCGACUCAGGAGCCAGCGGAGCCAGUUGAACCUGUCUGCCGGCGAUGGGGCUCGCGUUCGCCCCCUCGGACCCGCGACUGGCAGCCACGCCGCAAGUCCCUGCGAGUGUGUGACUUUGAGACAGUUCCCCGCCACGUGAAGAGUGCCCACACGCACAGGUCCCGGCAUCGCGCGCUGUGGGAGCGGAGCACGAUGUUCCCGGUCCCGCACCGCCGGGGCGCACUCCCUGGCGGCCCGCGCCGCCCAGCGCCGCGUGACCGCCGGAUCCUCCCGAGACCCCUCAGCACAUCGGCCACACCUACUUCUUGCCCCGCCCGGCGGGGACCGGCGGGGACCGCCGUGGCCUUGCGGGUGGGUGGGCGGCCAGGCGCCAGCCGCGUCGCCCGCACCCCGCCCAGCCUUCACCUUGCCAGAAUUGGCUCACCGACACAGGACUGGGGCUCUGAGGCAGAUUUGUUUUUUUAAACAUUUUCCAGCAGACCACAUCCCCGCCCCCCGCUCGCGGCCCCCGCCCCCCGCACAUAUACCCUGCACACACGCGCGCACACACACACCCGGCGCACACAGCACACACGCUCCCUCCCUCCGGCGCUCUGCCCCUCGCUCGCCCGCCCGCCGCGCACGCAGCCGGCCCCGGCUCCCGAGCCCGGCGCCCCGCGCCCUGCAGCCGCCGAGCGAAGCCGGGCUGGGCUGGGAGCUGCUCAUGGAGAAAGUGCCCGGCGAGAUGGAGAUUGAGCGCAGGGAGCGCAGCGAGGAGCUGUCCGAGGCGGAAAGGAAGGCGGUGCAGGCUACGUGGGCCCGGGUGUAUGCCAACUGUGAGGACGUGGGGGUGGCCAUCCUGGUGAGGUUCUUCGUGAACUUCCCCUCGGCCAAGCAGUACUUCAGCCAGUUCAAACACAUGGAGGAGCCCCUGGAAAUGGAGCGGAGCCCGCAGCUGCGGAAGCACGCCUGCAGGGUCAUGGGGGCCCUCAACACUGUGGUGGAGAACCUGCACGACCCUGACAAGGUGUCCUCGGUGCUGGCCCUUGUGGGCAAAGCCCACGCCCUCAAGCACAAGGUGGAGCCCGUGUACUUCAAGCCCACCCACCACGCUGCCCUCCUCGGGGCCGUAGGACCCCUCCCAGCUCCCCCUCCCUGGCAGCACCUUGAGCAGAAGGCCGAGUUCUGAAGACCCUCCUUGACCCUCCAUUUCUGGGUGCCAAGGAAGCUGGAGGAACCCCGACUGUCUUCCCGAAGGAGGCCUCCACCGUGGCCGCAGUCCCCCGAGCUGCCAGGAGGCAGCGCUGGCUGCCUGGAUGCUGACCCCGGCGCAGCGGCAGCGGCGGGCGGGACCCCUCCACCUUGCAGAUGGGGCCCACUCUUCCUAGCUUUUCUACUCACCGUUAGAGGGACCUAGCGGAGCAGCUGGCGGGAAGCGGGACAGGUGUGAGUCCCCGAGAAUGAAGCAGCCCUGUUUGGUUCUGCCAACCAGCAUGCAGGUCUCCACCUCACCAUCUAAAGCAUCGCGCACACGUCCACCGUAUACACAGAUAUAUUCUAUAUACAGUCUAUAUAAAUAUCUAUAUACACACCCACAUAUCUAUCAUGUGUACCCGCGGGCCCAGAACCUCGGUUCUGCCCGCAGUGUGUGGGACCAGCAGGGUUCUGGUGGCACAGGGCCCUGGGCAGACAGCAGAGUGUCCUGGCACAAGUGUCCCACAGCAGCUCAGAGGAUGGGGCCUGGAUGGGCAGGGCUGGGGUGACCUGGCUUGGUGGCAAAGCCCCGCCCACUCUCUGACCAGCUCCCCAGAUUCCUGCUUCCCACUUCCAGGCAAAAAGGAGCUGGUUCCCUCCCUCUCCUCCACAGAGGAUCGGGUUCACCCAUGUGCCCUAGAAUGGACUAGGGCAAGGGCAGACCAGGGCCCCAGACAGGAUGACGGCCAGGGGAGGGCCUCGGUGAAAAACCUGGCGUGCCAGCCCCAUCUGCUGGCCACUGAGGCAGCCCUGGGCAUCCAGGCUGCUGGGCAGCAGGACGGGCACCUCAGUCUACCCCUUGGGCUCUGCGGGCUGAGGACCCUCCCCGUCCCCACCCCGCUCAUGGCUGCCAGUCAGUCCCAUCCCCCAUCCGCGCGUCAGCCUGGCUGGGGCCCCCCAUGUGUGCCCCUUAGUCUCGUAUAUCGUCCUGAAGAUGUUUUGCUGCCGUGGCUACUGUGCCUGCGUCCCCUCCUGCCCCCUCCUCGUGCGGUCAUCCUGUAACUGCCUGUCCUCCUUUUGUAGUUUCUGAUGUUUGUAACCAGACCCAGCUGUGACAUUAAACGGACCCAUUCUUCCUGUG